Aspergillus lentulus is the source of this 1671-nucleotide messenger RNA. RefSeq names its product kinesin-like protein KIF1C. Gene Ontology annotation, biological process: microtubule-based movement. The record is from RefSeq and is a predicted model, not a curated record. NCBI's taxonomy places the organism in Eukaryota, Fungi, Ascomycota, Eurotiomycetes, Eurotiales, Aspergillaceae. Gene Ontology annotation, molecular function: microtubule binding; ATP binding; microtubule motor activity.
AUGGCGACUCCUAUCAAUCCACCAGUACCUUCGUCAGCAUCAGAAUCUGCCACUACCGCGCCGGCGCAACAACAAUCUACCUCCGAAAUGCAGGCCCAGCAACAGCAACCGCCCCGCGAGCCCAAAGGAGCCGCAAAGAGCGCCUCUAAACCCGCCAAACAAUCCCAAAAACCCAAGGAGGGCGCGUCCUCAACUGAUGGAGCCACGCCGGCCGAUGCAGGAUCUGAGAAACUCACACCCGCUGAACUGAAGAAGAAGGCCAAAGCAGAAAAGGCCGCCCGCAGGGCGAAGGAGAGGGCCGAGAGAGAACAAGCCGGUGGUGCGGCGCCGGCGCAGGGCGCCAAUUCCGCAUUUGCGAAGAAAGGGCAGGCCGGCGCGGGGGGAGCUGGUGGUGGUGCGGGCGGGAAGGACGCUGCUGCUGCGCAGUCGCAGAAGGGACGGGGGUAUCUGCCGCGUCGGGGCUCUGCGCAGGCUGCUGGCGCUAUGGAGCAAAAGAAGAAGCAGGAGGAUAAGAGUGUGGCUGUUUUUGGACACCUUUAUGGGCAGCAGCGGAGGACUACGGUUGCUGGGGCGGGCAAGGAGGUGCAUCCUGCUGUGUUGGCUUUGGGGUUGCAGAUGAGGGAUUAUGUGAUUUGUGGGAGCAGUGCGCGAUGUGUAGCGACGUUGUUGGCGUUCAAGAGAGUGAUCGAGUCCUACACAACGCCUCUUGGUACCUCCUUGGCUCGUCACUUGACUACCCACCUCUCCCACCAGAUCACCUAUCUCUCCACUUGCCGCCCUCUCUCGAUCAGCCAAGGAAAUGCUAUUCGUGCGCUCAAGCUGGCUAUUUCCUCGAUUGACCCCUCCGUUCCUGAGGCGAGUGCCAAGGCGUCGCUAAGCGACUUUAUCGACAGCUUCAUCCGCGAAAAGAUUACUGUUGCAGACCAGGUUAUUGCGGACAGUGCCGCUCAGAAAAUCCAGGAUGGCGAUGUGAUUGUGACAUACGCCGGCAGCUCGAUUGUCAAGCAAACUCUUCUCACCGCACACAAGCAAGGCAAGAAGUUCCGGGUAUCCAUCAUCGACUCUCGUCCGUUGUUCGAGGGCAAGAACUUGGCUCGGACGUUGGCCAAGGCCGGUCUCGAGGUUCAGUAUUCGCUCGUCAACGGCAUCAGCCAUGCCAUUAAGGACGCUACCAAAGUGUUCCUCGGAGCUCACGCGAUGACUAGCAAUGGUCGGCUGUACUCACGCGUCGGCACGGCGCUGGUCGCCAUGUCUGCCAAGGAGCGUGCCGGUGGUGUGGAGGUCCCUGUCAUUGUAUGCUGUGAGUCCGUCAAGUUCACCGACCGAGUUGCUCUUGACAGUAUUGUCGUCAACGAAAUUGCCGACGCCGACGAGCUGGUAAUGAACGAGCCCUUGCAGCAAGUGACAGGUCUGCCCGACCCGGCUGCCGUUGCUCAACCGGAGCCCAAGAAGGGGAGCAAAUCUGCUGCGAACCCCAGUCACUCCGAGUCUACUGCAGUCACACAAGGCACUUCGCCUCUGAAAGACUGGAAAGACACUCCCAACCUGCAGCUGUUGAACAUCAUGUACGAUGUGACACCGGCCGAAUAUGUUGACAUGGUUGUUACCGAAAUGGGCAGCCUGCCGCCAAGUGCCGUCCCAAUCGUGCACCGGAUGAGCACAAAUUUGUGA